AAGUAAAUUUGUGCUACGGGAUGACACAAUAAAUUUUCCUCUAAUUAAUUAACGUAGGCAGCCAAGGAUGUCUACAUCAGCGGUCGUCUUUCCACUAUAAAUUGGAGGACGAUAUUUGCUGCCUCUUGCACAUCAUCACUUCUAAAUAUUCAACAUUACUUAAUUAAUCAGUAAGAAGCAAGCAAGCAAUCAUAUGGGAGGCAACGGCAGGCGGAGGAAACCUUCUUGCUUCUCUAUCUUCAACAUCUUCAAGGCCUGUUGUUCACAUGGCAGCGAUGAUAUUAGCGAAGAUGGUUUCUAUGUUAGAAGAAUAUGUCCCAGUGACGAAGAUGGCAGACGUUGGAUUGCAGAUCCAGGGAUCGACGGUAGAGCUUCAGCAUUCAUUGCCAGGUUCUAUGAGACUCGUGUUUCGGACCCAGAGCGCCAGACUCUUGCUCUCUGAUCAUGCAUGCACUCUUUAUCUUCCAUUCAUUUUUGUUAUAUCUUCUCAUCUCUCUCCUAGUUGAUUUCUCUGUAUUAAGUUGUUGUAGUCUGACGGAUCAUUUCUUUCAAAAAAGUUGAAAUUUCCCCGUUCUCCACUUUGUAACUUGCAAUAAUUAAGAUAGCAAUGUGAACACUUUAGUUUAUUGUUAAA
Molecule: messenger RNA, 634 nt
Organism: Hevea brasiliensis (rubber tree)
Lineage: Eukaryota; Viridiplantae; Streptophyta; Magnoliopsida; Malpighiales; Euphorbiaceae
Exons: 1
Coding region: 194-442 (82 amino acids)
Source: RefSeq, a predicted model, not a curated record